Molecule: messenger RNA, 7122 nt
Organism: Saprolegnia parasitica CBS 223.65
Lineage: Eukaryota; Oomycota; Saprolegniomycetes; Saprolegniales; Saprolegniaceae
Exons: 10
Coding region: 1-7122 (2373 amino acids)
Biological process (GO): transmembrane transport; monoatomic ion transport
Cellular component (GO): membrane
Molecular function (GO): monoatomic ion channel activity; protein-containing complex binding
Source: RefSeq, a predicted model, not a curated record
AUGUGGUCCAACGUCGCCGGCUUUCUGCGGCGCAAGGCCAACGAGCUACGCUUUGGGAAGCGGCCGCCGCGUCGGCGGCACCGCGUCGUCGCGCGACGCAAGUACGGGCAUCUGCGUGAGUUUCUCUACGUCCUCUUCUACAACCUCCAGCUCCUCUGCUACCUCUUCUUCAUUCCACUUCGGCUCGGGUUUGUGUUUGACCCGUUUCUGAGCCACGCGAGUCCGCAUAUGGACGCGAACGACGGGCUCUUCUAUGCCAUCGACGUGGCCACGGACGCCUUUGGCCUCGUCAACUUUUACUACCUCUCGCGCUACCACCGCGGCAUGUACAACCGCCCCAUGAGCUUCUCGCAGCACUCGUCGCACAGGACGACGGCCACGUCGCGCGCACCGGGGCGCCUCGCGUCCAUGGCAGCCCGCGCCAACAGCGAAAAGGCCAUCAGCAAGCCCGAGUCGGGUCCGAUUGCCGCGCGUCACUUGCACUUUAUGGGCACGCUGUCGGGGCGCACGCUCGCGCACAUCUCACGCUUCCAGCUGUUGCUCGAAGCCGCCGCGCUCAUCCCAUUCGAGUUUGUGUGCUACGCCGCAUUCGGCAUCAACGGCCUUCACCUCGCGCGCAUCCCCAAGCUCCUCCGCCUGCACAACGGCCGGCGCUGCCUCGCCGCGCUCAAGACCGUGCUCUCGCGCUAUCCUUGCUUUGCGCGGCUCAACAACACGCCCGUGUCGUUUCUUGUCAUGCUCAUGGUCACGCACCUCUCGCUCUUCCACCUCGUGAGCGCUGCGUACAUGCUCUUAGCGCACGUCGAGUGCGGCGUGCACUUGGACCAAUGCCAAGGUGGUGGUGGCACCAGUGGCCAUCGGCAGCUCAGCGGCGGCGGGCCGACGCUUGCCGAGGGGGCGCCAACGUGCUGGGUGCUCCAAGGCCAGCUGCAAGGGGGCCACAUCUGGGACCAGUACAUCCGAACGCUGGUGACUGUUGCGUUUGGCGACGCGUUCGCCUACACGUUUGCCGAAGGGUGUUUUGGCAUCGUGAUCCAACUCCUCCGCGCGCUCAUGAGUUGCGCGCUCAUCGGCGGCUUCGAGCUCGUCUUUGGCCAUUACAAUUCGCGCCGAAGCACGUACGUGGCCUUGCUCGAAGACGCGCGCACGUAUACGCAAUCACGCAAGCUGCCCGAGAAGCUCCGCAUCAAAAUCCUCGGGUAUUUCGACUACUUUUGGCGCGUCCAGCUCGGGAUUCUGGAAAACAACGUGGUCGCGUCGCUGCCGGCGCACUUUCAAAUGCAGUGCACGCAGGUGCUCAAGGCAUCGCUGAUUAGCAAGGUCUAUUUUCUCGCCAAAGAAAGCCCGAAUGUGAUCCAGAACCUCGCGUCGCUUCUGACGUCGCAAGUGUUUAUGCCCAUGGACUGGAUCACCAAGACAGUGCACGUGCGUGAAAUGUACCUCAUUGCGCGCGGCAAGGUCUUCCUCGUCGACGACAGCCAGAAAAUCAUCUCGAAACUCACCCAAGGCGACGCCUUUGGCGAGAUCACGCUCUUUGUCGAAGACGCGUUUGCAUACAAGGCGCUGGCCGAGACCUUUUGCGAGCUCUACCAGCUCAACACAGACGUCUUCCACACGGUCAUUGACGCCUACUACACCGAGACAUCGGUCGCGCUACAGCGCAAGGCCGAGUGGCAAGAGGCCAUCGAGGCGCGCGACCACCAGAUGCUCAAGACGCAAAAGCUGCUCAACCAAGGCGAGACGCUGCUGAGUGUCAUGCGCCACGCGCACUCGAAAGAGGGACGGUGGGUACUGCCGCAUUCAAAGUUUCGCAGUCGCUGGUCCAUGCUGCACCUCUGCAGUCUCAUCUACAUGGCCGUCGAGAUUCCGUACAAGCUCAUUUUUCAGACCAAAGACGACGUCGAUAGCUCGAUUGGCAUCACGCUCGUGUUCACCGCGAGCGUCCUCAACGAGCUCUUUUACGUCCUGGCAAUCACGUUCCACGCGCGGUACUUUGCCUUCCUCGACACGUCGUCGGUCGUGACGACCGCGCCCGUGACGGACGCCGACUUGAUCUUCGCGCACUACAAGGAGUCGAACGCGUGGCGCUACGACCUCGUUGCGAUCCUUCCGAUCGCGAUCAUCGGCGAUGCGAUGCCCUAUGAAUGGGGCGCGUUCGUCGUCUACCUUCGGCUCUUUCGACUCUUGCGGCUCGUGCGCCUGCGCCAGCUGCAAGACGUGCUCUCGGGCGUCCUCGAAGAGCACCGUAUUUCGUCGGCGCUGCAAACGGUUGUGUACCUCUCGCUUGGUGUCCUCCUCGUCACGCACGUCGCGGGCUGUCUCUGGUUUUUGAUCGCCAACAUCCAGACGCCACAUGCAGCUGCGGAGGCGAAGCUCUGGACCUCGGACGAGAUCACACGCGCGCGCUGCUCGCACGACGGCGCCGUAUUCGCCAACUGCACGUGGUUUCUAUACGACCAAGUGCACCACCCGCACAACUCCGAGUACGCGCGGGCGCUGCUCUGGUCGGUCGUGUCGCUCACCACCGUUGGGUUUGGCCCGAUUUUCCCCUACUCGACGGCCGAGUACACGUACGCGUGUCUGUGGUUUUACAUUUCGUGCCUCAUCAACUUUGGCGUCAUUGGCGCCAUCUCGAGCGCGAUCGCGCAAAUGAUGGCCAACGAGAAUCGAAGCCAGGACCGACUGACGCAAAUCAACCGGUUCAUGCGGUACCGCAACGUGUCGCCGCUUGUGCAGCACCAAGUGCGGCGGUACUAUAAGAACCAGUGGGUGCGCGAGAAGGGCGUCAACGAAGAAGCUUUCCUCAGCAUCUUACCCGACAACCUCCAGCACGAGAUCCUCACGUUCUUGCACGCGCAGACGUUUGAGCGCAUGGCGAUCUUUGACGGCGUCAGCGACGAGUGCAAGCAGAUCAUUGCGACCAUUAUCCGCCACGAGACGUACCAAGCCGGCGAUGUCAUUGCCCACCAAGGCGACAUGGGCGCCGACUUGUACGUGGUGCGGUCCGGUACCGUCGAAGUCUUUGAGAAGACGACGCCGAUUCAAGUGCUGCACGCGGGGGCGUGCUUUGGCGAGGCCAACUUUGUGCUCGAGAUGCCGUAUGCGAUGAGCAUUCGCGCCAUGACGGCGACCGAGCUCAGCGUUCUGCGCCGCCACGAAUUCGAGCAAAUCAUCAAGUUUUACCCCGAAGAGUGGGAAAUCAUCUACGACCAAGGCAUCGACGUCCAUGAAAGUGUCGACGCGGCGUGGUCGACGAUCAAAGCCAACCUGGCGCGCGACAAGAUCGUGAGCUUUGCGAAAAGCACCACGUCGCUCUUUGUGAUGCCGCCGCGCGACGCCGGCGUCAUCCCGCCUCAGAGCCGCGUCCGGCGACUCUGGGAAGCCAUGGUCGUGCUCCUCAUGGUCUACAACGCGCUCCAAAUCAUCUUUCGGAUCUCGUUCCUGCGGCGCCCCAGCGACGCGACGCACACGCUGUUGACGGUCGUCGACUACCUCUGCGACGUCGUCUUCCUCGUGGACAUCUACCUCAAGUACAACCACUUUGCGUACAACAACGAAAGCGGCGGAGAUCUCUCGCGGGCCGAGAGCCGGCACUACUAUCGAUCGCGCUACUUGUUGUAUGAUGUCGCGGCGAGUGCCCCUAUUUACUAUGUCGGUGAUCCGUUCGCGAUGACGCUCUGUCGCCUUCCUCGGCUUCUCCGGUGUCUGCAGCUGCCCGAGCUCAUUGACGCGCUUCAGACUGGACUGCAAGAGCGGUUCGUCUCGGCGCGCGUCACGGCCGUGCUCCGUCUCUUCAAGCUGCUCAUGAUCCUGACGAUCUUUGCGCACUACACAGGCGCGUUCUUCUUCAUCAUCUCCAACCCCGGCGGGUAUCUACCGCACACGGAGCAUUUGCUGGUCGAGAACGAGAUCAUGGAGUGGCACCUCAAAGACCCCGUGAUCAAAAGCCAUCAUGUCACGGCCACCGACUACCGAGAUAUCGAUCCGAUCACAAACAUUCCAUCGUACUACACGUCGAUCGCGUGCUUUGCAGGCUUCUUCUUUGUCGGCCAAGUCAUUGGGCGACUCACGUCGAUCAUCGCCAACAUGGACAAGGAAGCCCACGACUUUGAGCUGCGCAUCGAAAACUACAACGAGUAUGGCCGGUCCCAAAAGUUGCCCAAGUUUCUCCUCGAACGCGGACACGAGUACUUUGAGUUUCAGUUUGAGUGCACACGGGGCAUGGAAGCCGAUGCCAUCUUUGCCGACCUUCCGCACUCGCUCCGGCUCAAGCUCUACUACGACCUGUACGGAAAGCGCCUCCGCGACAUCGCGCUUUUCUACUCGUUCGACUCGGCAACGUUGGCGGCGAUUGCCGAGCGGCUCUUCCCGGUGCUCUUCUUGCCCCACGACAACAUUCUCAUCGAGGGCGGCACCGGCGUCUCGCUCUUCAUCAUGAACCAAGGUCGCGCCGAGCAGUAUGUCCGCGCCUGUAACCUCGUGGUCGCGGCCGUGCCCGAGGGCAGUGUCUUUGGUGAAGUCGCCUUCUUCAUCCCUGACGUCACGCACCUCACGUCCGUGCGCGCCUCAACGUGCUGCGAGGUCUUUCGGCUCGAGCAUGCCGAUUGGCUCGCGCUCUGGCCGACGGAGCGCCGAAGUGAGCUCGAGGCCGACAUCUUCCCGCACGUGGCCGCGAAACACGCGUAUCUCAAAGUCGCGCUUAGCAACAUUUUGACCAACCUCACGUACAUUGAGGGCAUCUCGAGCCCCAACGCCAAGGUCCGGAAGCACAUGGUGAGCAACAACCUCCGCCGGGUCUCGUCGUACGGCCAGCGCCGGCUCAACAUCAUGCGCACGACGCUGGGGUUCAAAAAGUCCAACACCGGUCGGGUGCUCCCCGUCAUCAAUGACAAUACGGCCACGAUCGCGACCGCCGGUCGUCCAAGUCGCGAGAAUGGCAAGGGCCGGAGCUUCCGUGAGCGCAGCAUGAGCGUCAUCCAGCAAAAGAUCCAGGCGGUCAAAACCACAAACGAGCUCCGGAAAAAACUGAUCGCCGACCAACGCAGGCGGGAGCAGCGCACAGCGGUGUUGAUGCGCAGCCUCACGCGCGAGGAGGGUGAUCUGGACGACGUGGACGAAGAUGAACUCGACGACCUCGACGACCUCGACAACGACGAUGCGACCCAUGGGGGAACGAACAGCAAGGCCGUCCCUGGGCUCCUCAUGCCUCGCAGCUCGUGGAUCGAGUCGCGCGACAAGGUGCUCGAAACUGGCUCGACGCCAGAGGUGACGCCGCGCAUUGAAGACAUUCUCUUGGACAAGCAUCAAGCCGGCAACCACUUCGACCACCUCGACGUACUUCGCAGAGCCUCGCUGCGGCUCGAGACGCCGCACAAGUCGUCCGAGGCGGCGCGCGUCUCAAUUUGGGCCGAAGUCAAGAUGCCGCCGUGGUGGACGCAUCCGCACUCGAUCUUUCGGGCGUCGUGGGACCAGCUGCUCUUUGCCAUCACGCUCUAUUACGCGAUCGCGCUCCCGCUGCGCGCGUGCUUUGUGCAAGACGUUCUCCUCCACGAAGUGUACGGCGUCGACGCGUGGAUGUACGCCGAGUACGUCUUGGACGUUAUUUGCCUCGUCGACGUCGUCUUGCGCUGGGGCUUCUUCUGCCGCAUGAUUCACGGCGAGCUCGAGUCCGACACGGCCUUGCUUCGGGCCGAGUACUUUCACAAGGACGGGUACGUCUACGACGCAAUCGCAGCCGUGCCCUGUGAAGUCCUCGCUCUCGUUAUGCCCUCCAGUGUCUGGGGCGAGACGUACUCGUUGGUGCACGCCGUGUCUCUUCUCCGCCUCAACAAGCUCGCGCGGCUCGUGCACAUCCCCGCGUACAGCGCCAAAGCCCGCGACCUCCUCAUGCUGCGCUUCAAGUCGAUCUCGUGGCUCGGCCUCUUUCUGUCUUUUCUUAACAUCUGGGGCAUCUUCCUCCUCUGCGGGCACUGGAUUGCCUGCAUUUGGUUCUAUGUGAGUCUCCAUAGCCCGCUGCCAGUGCCAUCGAUUCAAGUGAUGGCCGGACACGUCUCGUUUGUGGAGCCAUUGAGCGUCGCGUACCUCCGAACAUUCUACUUUGCAGCGACAACGCUCACGUCGGUUGCCUUUGGCGACUCGCGCGCCACGACGCCGUUCGAGACCGUCAUGGUCAUCUUCUUAAUCUUUGUCGGCUUGCUCGCCUACGGCAUUCUCACCGGCGGUCUCUCGGAGAUUUUUGAGGAGGAGUUCAAGAAUCUGGUGACAUUCGAGGACCACCUCGGCGUCGUCUCGACGUUCCUCGUGCACCGCCAGUUUCCUCGGCCGGUCGUCCUCCAGAUCAUGGAGUACUUUCGCAUGCUCUGGGAGCGCAGUGAAGGCAUCGUCGAGAACCAAGCGCUUGCGCCGCUCUCGAGCGCGAUCCGCGAGGACAUUGCCGUGUACGUCAAGCGCGACCUGAUCACCAAAGUCAAGCUCUUUGCCGAGUGCGACCAGGACUUUACACGCGCGAUCGUCGCCGUGCUCCAAGCCGAGUUUUACGUCGCCAAGGACGUCAUCAUCCGCGAAGGGGACUACGAGCGCUCCAUGUACUUUAUUCACAUGGGCUUUGUCCUCGUGACGAACAACGCCAAGAGCUACGAGGUCGUGAAGCAGAAAGGCGACUACUUUGGCGAGCGCAGUCUCUUGCACAACACACCACGCAGCGCCACGUGCUCUGCGAUUUCCAACUGCGAAAUGUACAUCCUCGAGCACGCGGCGUACGAGUAUACGCUCGAGCGCUUCCCCGAGUACCGAGCGCGGAACCUCAAAACCUGGUGCUCGGUGCCGGCCCUGCCGACGGCAUCGGGGACCGAGGACGUUGCCGGACCCUCCUCGGCCAUGGUGCCCGAGAUGCCGUCGGUUGCGGAAGAGCCGCCGCUCAAGCAAGCCGGGCACGGGGAGGUUGGCUCGAGUGAAAAGAUGCGCCGGCUCUCCAACAUGAGCCAGCUGCACUCGUUGUCGCGGCGACCGACGCGUCACGAUGGAAGUCCGAUCUCGGUCCUGACAGGCGCAACGUCGCUCAAGAAGCUCGUGCCACUUGGACCUCGUGUCCGAGGUGUCCGAGACUCGUACGGCAAGAGCUGA